UGCGUUCUGACCACCAAUAAGCAGCGCCUAUACCCGGUACACAAGACCGCAACCAACACCAAUCGCAUCCGUGCCCAUUGCAGAUCUGGCACUCCUUUCAAUCAACUGUCACCAUUGGAAAGAAUGCACUUAUCGCACAUAGCCCAUCUCUGGCGGCAAAGCAACAGAAGAUCCUCAAGAGGUGUGAAUUUAGGAUGUAUAAAUACUACCCUAUCGAUCAUCCUCAAAGUCCCCAUUGCUGUCUCGUCGUUCAGUUUUAGUCAACAUAUUGUGGGCGUCGUCUCUUAAUACCACGCUCUGCCUUGGAUCCUAGUAUCUACGUACGCUACAACAAUCUACCAUGUGGUCCAAAGUAGUAACGACUGCUUUGUUGGCUAUCGCUCUGGGUUCGGUCAUCGAAGCCGCCAGUGAUCCCUCCGCUCUGCGUGGUCGAGGACCAGCCGCUCUUGCCGCAAAAGAGGCUAAAAAGGAGGCUCCCGCUAACAACGCGUCGAAUAGUGACGCGUCGAAAAUGGAAAAAUGCCGUGCACUCCUGGAGAGGCACCCAAAAAGGAAGUUUUACAACAACAGAACUUCCGAAUUCCUCAUCGAAUCACUUCCUGAGGUCCCAUUCGACCUUGGUGAGGUUUACAGCGGCCUCAUACCUAUCGAUUACAACAACCAGUCGGAAGCCCUUUUCUUCGUUUUCCAGCCGAAAUUGGGAGAAGACUCCGAUGAUCUCACAAUUUGGCUCAACGGUGGUCCCGGAUGUAGCUCUCUAGAGGGAUGGUUCCAAGAGAACGGUUUAUGGACUUGGCAACCUGGAACGUAUGCGCCUGUUAUCAACCCCUACUCAUGGGUAAAUUUGACCAACAUGCUCUGGGUAGAGCAACCUAUUGGCACUGGGUUCUCAAUCGGUACGCCUAAGGCUACGACAGAAGAAGAGAUUGCCCAGGACUUUAUCAAAUGGUUCAAGAACUUCCAGGAUACCUUUGGAAUCAAAAAUUUUAAAAUUUAUGUCACAGGAGAAUCAUAUGCAGGUCGCUAUGUACCCUAUAUCGGCGCGGCAAUGUUGGACGCGCAAGACAAAACAUAUUACAAUCUUUCUGGGGCCCUUAUGUACGACCCUACUAUCGGCGAAUCUGUCUUUGUGCAAGAACAGAUCACUACUUAUCCUUUUGUCGAAGCCAAUGCCAACCUUUUCAACUUUAACAAAACUACCAUGGCUGAAUUGAAAGAUCUUCACGAGUUCUGCGGCUACAAGGAAUAUAUCGAGAGGUACCUUACGUUUCCUCCGACUGAAAACCAGCCGCCUCUGUUUUUCGAUUACUAUGAUUUCGAUAACAUAACGUGUGCCAUCUUCGACAUCGUCAAUAAUAUGGCUUUACGGAUCAACCCUUGUUUCGACAUUUAUGAAAUUAAUCUCAUGUGCCCUCUCCUGUGGGACGUCCUCGGUAUGCCUACUCAGCUCAGCUAUGCCCCUGGUGGCAUCUACUUCAACAGAUCUGACGUUAAAGCCGCUAUUCACGCUCCCGAACAUAUUGACUGGACUGCUUGUGCAACCAGGGCGGUCUUUGUUGGAGGCAUAGAACAAGGACCUCAAGGUAGGGGUGACUUGUCAUUGGAUCCUAUCCAAAAGGUCUUGCCUCAAGUUAUCGAGGCUACGAAUAGGGUCUUGAUAAGUAAUGGUGACUAUGAUAUGGUCAUUAUCACCAAUGGCACCCUUCUUGCUAUUCAGAAUAUGACUUGGAAUGGAUAUCUUGGGUUCCAGUCACCCCCCUCGGAAGACAUCUUUAUCGAUAUUGUCGACACCCAGUGGUCAUCUAUCUUUGAGAGUAACGGCUUCGAUGGAUACCCCGGUCCUCAGGGUGUGAUGGGCAUUCAGCACUAUGAGCGAGGUCUUAUGUGGGCUGAAACUUUUCAAUCAGGCCACAUGCAGCCUCAAUACCAACCGCGAUCUUCUUAUAGGCACCUGCAGUGGCUCCUUCGUCAUGUAGACAGACUCUAAAAAUCUCUUCUAUCCACCUGGGUUUUGACUGGUUAGUCCUCCAAGCUGCAGUGCAGUUCAUUUUGAAAGCUUAGGAAAAUUACUAUUGGAAUGGAAGCGAAGAUUAUGCAAGUUGUUUUA
Molecule: messenger RNA, 2107 nt
Organism: Cryptococcus deneoformans JEC21
Lineage: Eukaryota; Fungi; Basidiomycota; Tremellomycetes; Tremellales; Cryptococcaceae
Product: carboxypeptidase D, putative
Exons: 7
Coding region: 341-1987 (548 amino acids)
Biological process (GO): proteolysis
Molecular function (GO): serine-type carboxypeptidase activity
Source: RefSeq, a predicted model, not a curated record